Molecule: messenger RNA, 816 nt
Organism: Phytomonas sp. Hart1
Lineage: Eukaryota; Euglenozoa; Kinetoplastea; Trypanosomatida; Trypanosomatidae
Source: the annotation of a GenBank genome assembly
AUGUUGCGUACAUCUUAUUGGAGACGAAACAGUAUUGUAGCAUUGACGCCUUCCUGUUGGAAUGAAAUUCCUGCUGGAUGGUUCCUCGUUCCAAGCUCUGCCGUACCGCAAGGAGAAGAGUUGCGGGUCUCGAAGCUUUUUGAUUUCCUAAAUCAUGGGGCACAGUAUUUGUUUUUUGGAAAAGUAAUGGCCCUCGCCGAUGAGCUGCAAUGUAUUCCCCGGGUUGAUUGGUUUUUUACCGAGCUAUAUUUCACACUGCCUCCCACACCUCAGGCAGGAAUUCUCGCUAGUUACAUGAAUGAUGAAGAGCGCCUGCGAUGCGGUUUGCGAAACCAUUCGAAGGGCGGGACGAGUACGUCUUCAUUUCGAUGGAGCCUGGAACUCGAAAAGCGCGUCAAUGAGCGUGCUAAGGGGGACUUCUGCUGGCUCCUUACUGAGGACCAGAACAAGACGCAGAAGUUCCUGCAAGAAACCUAUUUACAGUGGCACAAUCGCGCAGACUACCUUGUCUCACGCAUGAGCCGUGAGAAGAAGGAGUUCCGCCCGGACCUUACGCUUCAGCAGGUCAUUCAACAGGGCCAAGAGCGGAAACGUCGCAUGCAGCGACGUCGUAUGAUGGCCGAGACCAAGGAGGAAAACAUUCGAACUGGCAAAGCGAGUGAGUGGGAUAACUUUACAUUUGACGUACUUCCACGAGACUUGCGUGAGGCGCUCGAUCGUGAGAGCGACGGGAUGGAGGACGUGCGCAUGUCUCGUGUCGGCUCGGCUACGGGUGGGUGGAGUAAGAGUUUUCGUUCGAAUCCUAACAUUAGGUAG